AUACUAUGUUGUGCUGCAUCCACUCCAAGCUAGAUCUUUUGUGACAAUGGGAAGAGCUAAAAGGGUCAUAGCUGCCUUAUGGUUAGCUUCGUGUGUUUUUUCAUGUCCCGCAUUAUUUAGUAAGAAAUUAACCGUUCACUACUGGGAGGAUGAGCUCGAACCUUAUUCAAAAACCUGUAGCAAUGGUUGGCCCAAUGAGACCGUUUCCAUAGUCUACUCUGUCUACCUGUUUCUUCUAAUGUUCUUCGUUCCUCUAUUGAUCGUCUCAUAUGCCUAUAUGAUGAUAGCAUGUCAUCUUAAUAGUACCAGAGAACGAUCGGGAGAGUCCAACGGUUCACCUUUCAGCAGACCGGUUCUCCCAAGAUAUCGGGUAUGGUAUCGGAAUACAUCGGGGUGGUCCAGUGGUUCAUCAUUCGUUCGGAGAGGUGAAGCUGCAAGCCAGUCCAAUGGUGUUACCAUCGAUGACGAUACGACGGAAGCAGAUGCCUUACGUUCUGAACCUUGUAGGAUGAGUAACCUGAACGAUUCACCGGCUCCAAGAAGGCAUCGUGGCACCAGUGAAGGCGAUAAGAUACAGAGGGUAAUAACAAUGUUGGCAAUAGUGGUGGCGCUGUUCAUCCUGAGUUGGGGUCCCCUGCUGACAUACACCUUGAUCUAUCGGUUCAUUGAGGACAUCCCCUACAACGUACACGCUCUCCUCAGCCUCUUCCUUCACCUACUAGCAGCCUGUAACAGCUGCAUCAACCCCAUCAUCUACGCGUUCCUCUCCAAGAACUUUCGUCAAAGUUUCAAACAGACGAUCACAUGUCACACACACAAACGUCGGCGUUCUAAACGUAGGAGACUGGGCAUGCGCAUUAAAGGGGUUAACCAAAGAGCAUUUGAACUAAAUGACGAAAAAGCCUUUUCUCGCGUGUUCAUGGACAAAACUUGCAGGACUAAAGAUGUGAUCACAGAAGAGGUAUCAACGUCACGGCCUCGUACGACCAGCUUCCAACUUCAUAUGUUUGACUGACACUUCUUCCAAAAGGACGCUGAUUUUUUUUUUAUAGAUAUAUAAUAUUAACAGAGACGGGUCCUCUUGAAGAUUGAGAUGACGUCUUUUAUAUUUUAUUACAACGCUUAGACCCUAAAAAUGAAAAGGAUUCUAGAUCUGCUGACAAAUGGAGCGGGAACAAGGAGAAAAGACUGAAAAAGGGAGCUGUAUGAAUCAACAUAAUGUGUUGAGCUUAUGGGUGUUUCUAUCACUAUCAUAAGUAAUCUAUUUCUAUAUUACCAAUCUUCUUCUUUUUAAGAGAAACUUUCAGCGCCGAUAAUUUGAAUUUAUUUCCAUCAAAAUGAAGUAACAGUACAAUAAAAAUAAAAUAAUGCACAUGUGAUGUCACAUGGUGCUACUGGGCUAUCAAUGGGCCCUCAUUCAGGAGUGGUGAAAGAAUGAAAGAUGUCGCAUUGUAUUUGGUUUAAAAUCAUUAAUGCACAAUGGCGUAAGCUGGGAUGCACUGUGUGCACGUGAGGCAGAGUAGUUCCGCCAUUGGCAAAACGAAAUUCGUAACCUUUCUUCUGCUUUCAACAGCUCAUUUCCAAACUUUAUUUCCACCUCCCCAAGAUGUGCAUCCCCCCAUACCACUUUAGUUCCACCUCCCCAGGAUAUGCACUUCCCCAUGCUCAAACCAGCCUACGCCCUUGAAUGCCUGAAUUUACCAACGAGAGGAAAAAAAUUUCAAUCAGUUUAGAGAGAGAUUGUGAUAUCCUAGUCCCUAGUAUGCCCUAUUUUGUUGUAAAUUUUAAGACUCUUACCUGUUUUGGUAAAUGUGUUAUAUGAUAAAAACAUGAGCAUUUCGUUUGAAAGCGUAUUUUUCAAAUUCGAUACAAUAAAACAAUACAAGGACAUAAAACAGGCAGAGGAUAGGACCUAUUAGGUGGACAUGUUAACACCCCCCUCCCCUUCCCACUCAAAAGGAAUUGUUCGAGAAAUACUUGACAUGAAUUUAUGACUGUAUUUUUUAAAGCUAAUCUCAUUAUGUUAUUAUACCUAUUCCUCUCUUACUACUAAAAACUAUAACUGCUGCUAUCACUAUUACUAGUACUAAUAUUACUACUACAACUACUAUUACUAUUUCUUUUUCUCAUGCUAAUCAUACUUGCUUAUACCGCUAAACAUAAGCUUAAUGAGCAGUCUCUAAGCAGUCAGCACACUUGCUGAAGAAAAUCACCCCAAGGCUGGGAUUUGAACCCAUGACCUUCUAUUUUAAUAUCUGAAGACUAAUCCACUAGGGCCACAACGCUCCACCACCACCACAACCACCAUUACUACAUGUACUACUACUAGUACUACUACUACUACUACUAUUGCUGCUGCUAAUACUACUAUCACUACUACUACUACGACUAUUGCUGCUGCUACUACUACUACUACUACUGUACUACUACUACUACUACUACUACUUCUACUACUACUACUUCUUCUACUACUAUUACUACUACUACUACUACUACUACUACUACUACUACUAUUACUACUACUACUACUAAUACCACUAUUACUACUACUAAUACCAACACUACUUCUAAUUUACUUUUACUUUACUACUACUAUGUAUUAUGUAUAGUAUAAUCAUAUGUCUUUACGUUUCUUUACCCCCCCCCCCCCCCUCCCUUCAACACAAAUCAUGAUGCCUACUAAUUCUAUGAAAUCCUAUUAUGUUUGGAGUAGUGUGAAAAUGAGGUCUACUGCCUGACAGAGAUAUUAUGUUGUCUUUCGUCAGAUGUAAUAAAUGAAUGUUUUAAUAAAAUCA
Molecule: messenger RNA, 2795 nt
Organism: Lytechinus pictus (painted urchin)
Lineage: Eukaryota; Metazoa; Echinodermata; Echinoidea; Temnopleuroida; Toxopneustidae
Product: gastrin/cholecystokinin type B receptor-like
Exons: 6
Coding region: 47-1015 (322 amino acids)
Biological process (GO): neuropeptide signaling pathway
Cellular component (GO): plasma membrane
Molecular function (GO): neuropeptide receptor activity
Source: RefSeq, a predicted model, not a curated record